AUGGCGAAAGGUCUGGUUAUUGGCAUAUUUUUUUGUGUACUCCGUUCAAUACUCGUGAAUGGAGACUUUCAGCUACAAAACGUGGUUUGUGAGUCCUUAGACACGUCGAUUUCUGAAUUUAGGCGUUGCGAGAUGAAGAUUGUACGUCGUGGUGUGUCCGCCUUCUUUAUGGCCUGGAAGUGGUAUAAAACCCCUAUCAACAAUUUUGAUAUCAAUUUGUCGCUGCACAAGAGAUCAAACGGAUAUCUUCCAUUUCUCUUUAAUCAGAGCCUGGACUAUUGUUACUAUAUGCGCAAUCCCAAGGCGCAUCCUUUGGUUUUCAUGAUGCACAAGACAUUCCUGUCCGUAUCAAACAUAAAUCAUUCCUGUCCCUAUGACCACGAUAUGAUCAUCAAUGAAUUCAUCUACAAAAAGAAUGACUUGAUGGAUCUGCCCAUACCCAAAGGGGACUACAUGAUACAAGUGAAAAUUGCCACGGACAAGAAAUAUAAGGCGUGCAUAAAAAUUUACGCAAGAAAAAUGGAUUGA
Molecule: messenger RNA, 528 nt
Organism: Drosophila biarmipes
Lineage: Eukaryota; Metazoa; Arthropoda; Insecta; Diptera; Drosophilidae
Exons: 2
Coding region: 1-528 (175 amino acids)
Source: RefSeq, a predicted model, not a curated record